This is a messenger RNA of Fukomys damarensis (Damara mole-rat), 3067 nucleotides long. It is a transcript of the gene Brdt, whose product is annotated as bromodomain testis associated. Gene Ontology annotation, cellular component: chromatin; nucleus. Gene Ontology annotation, biological process: positive regulation of transcription elongation by RNA polymerase II; chromatin remodeling. Lineage: Eukaryota; Metazoa; Chordata; Mammalia; Rodentia; Bathyergidae. The coding region runs from base 266 to 3046 and encodes 926 amino acids. The record is from RefSeq and is a predicted model, not a curated record. The transcript has 19 exons.
AGAUUCUACAAGUGGCUCCAAGCUAGCUGCCCGUCUUGUGGGACCCUGGGGAAGAACAACCGUUUUUCCCCUCUCCCCUCCCCCAUUCACAAUGGGCGACGAGCAAGGCAGUUGUGGGGAACCCGCCGAGGUGCGAGUGUGAAGCCCAGAUGAGCUGUGACUCGCUUCCGUUUGACCUUACAAACUUUGAAGAUAGAAAAAAGAAAAAGCAACGACCUUCACAAGACAUAGAGAAUUAGAGUAUCCAGAUUUGAAGUAGUUAACAAUGUCCCUGCCAAGUCGACAAACAGCUAUUGUUAACCCACCUCCACCAGAAUAUAUAAAUACUAAGAAAAAUGGGCGACUAACGAAUCAACUGCAGUAUCUACAAAAAGUUGUCCUAAAAGCUUUAUGGAAACAUGCUUUUUCUUGGCCUUUUCAACACCCUGUAGAUGCUGUGAAACUGAAGUUACCUGAUUAUUAUACCAUUGUAAAAAACCCAAUGGAUUUAAAUACGAUUAAGAAACGAUUGGAGAAUAAAUAUUAUGUGAAGGCUUCGGAAUGUAUAGAAGACUUUAAUGUAAUGUUCUCAAAUUGUUAUUUAUACAACAAGCCUGGAGAUGACGUUGUUCUUAUGGCACAAGCUCUAGAGAAGUUGUUCAUGCAGAAAUUAUCUCAAAUGCCACAAGAAGAGCAAGUUGUGGGUAAAGAAAGAGUAAAGAAAGGCACCCAACAGAAUGUAUCAGUUUCUUCUGUUAAAGAAAAACCACCCCCCAAAAUAACGGAAAUUAUAUUUAAGCAGCAAGAGAUUCCCUCUGUACUUCCUGAGACUUCUGUCUUUCCCUUAAACAUGGCACAAGAGGCUCUACUCCACUCUAGUUCACAAACUGUGGUCCAGGUUACCAGGGGUGUGAAGAGAAAAGCAGAUACAACAACUCCUACAACUUGUAUAGUUAAAGCAAGUAAUGAAUCUUCUGUGCCAGCUAUGGAAAAAAAACCAGCCAGAAUGCCAGCAAUAAAAGAAAAUGAGCUGAAAAAUAUUUUACCGGAUUCUCAGCAACACUAUAAAGUGGGAAAGAGGAUUAAAAUAACUGAACAACUAAAGCACUGUAACGAAAUCCUUAAAGAAAUGCUUUCCAAGAAACAUUUUUCAUAUGCAUGGCCUUUUUAUAAUCCUGUUGAUGUUAAUGCUUUGGGACUACAUAACUACUAUGACAUUGUCAAAAAUCCAAUGGAUCUUGGAACUAUUAAGAAGAAAAUGGACAGCCAGGAAUACAAGGAUGCAUAUGAAUUUGCUGCAGAUGUUAGAUUAAUGUUCAUGAAUUGCUACAAAUACAAUUCUCCAGAUCAUGAAGUAGUGGCAAUGGCUAGAACACUUCAGGACGUUUUUGAAAUGCAUUUUGCCAAACUCCCCGAUGAACCUGUUGAGAGCACUCCUGUAUGUAACAUCACACCAGGUACUACAAAAACCCUUAGUAGAGAAAGUAGUAGUGAAGCUUCCUCUGAAGAUAACUCUUCUGAUGAUUCUGAAGAUGAACAAGUUAAGCAUCUUGCAAAGCUUCAGGAGCAGCUUAAAGUUGUUCAUCAACAACUGCAGGCUUUGUCCCAAGUACCUUUUCGUAAGCUAAAGAAAAAUAAUGAGAAGUCUAAAAAAAGGAAAAAAAGUGAAAAGAUUAAUAACAGAGAUGAAAAUCAGAAGAAAAAUGUUCAACUAAAGGAAAAGUCCAAGAGCAAUCCACCAAAGAAGAGGAAACAAGAGGUCUUUACUCCUAAAUCUGAAGAUGAAGAUAAUGCUAAGCCUAUGAACUAUGAUGAGAAAAGGCAGUUGAGUUUGGAUAUAAACAAACUCCCUGGAGAUAAACUGGGCCGAGUGGUUCAUAUAAUACAAUCAAGAGAGCCCUCACUGAGAAGUUCCAGUCCCGAUGAAGUGGAGAUAGACUUUGAAACACUAAAAGCAUCAACACUAAGAGAACUAGAAAAAUAUGUUUCUGCGUGUCUAAGAAAAAGACCUUUAAAACCCCAUGUUAAGAAAGUAAUGAAGUCCAAAGAAGAAAUUCAUUCCCAGAAAAAACAAGAGUUGGAAAAGCGGUUAUUGGAGGUCAACAAUCAGUUAAAUUAUGGAAAACGUCAAGCAAAAUCUGAGAAGUCACAGUCAUCCACAGCAGUUGGAAUUGGAUCCCGCCUGAGUGACAGCAGCAGCAGCAGCAGCAGCAGCAGUAGCAGCAGCACCUCUGAAAGCAGCAGCAGUGAUUCCAGCUCCUCUGACAGCAGUGACUCAGAACCAGAAAUAUCUCCUAAACUUACUGGAAUAAAAUGCAGUGGUUCACCUCCUGUGGAGAAUAUAAAGCAGAUACAGUCUUCUGUGCAAGACAAACCUGCUACAACUGCCCUUGUUUACCACAUGGCACAUUUAUAUGGAAUGCCACCUAAUCAGGAGUUAACAUUCAGUCAUCAAGAAUUAGAACAUGAACAGACUGUAAAAAACAUACCUUUACAAAUGCAACCUCCUUCAGGUGAUUCUAAACAACUGAACAGCCCAGCUAUGAUACAUCCAUCUGGUGAUAACAACACAAAGGUGUUAGAAUCUGAACAUCAAGUUCCUGUGCAGAAGGAUAUAAAGAUUAAGAAUGCAGACUCUUGGAAAAAUUUAGGCAAACCAGUGAAAACGCCAAGCAUACUGAAAUCUUCAGAUCAGCUCUUCAACCAAUUUAGAAAAGCGGCAAUAGAAAAAGAAGUGAAAGCUCGAAAACAAGAAUUAAUAAGGAAACAUCUGGAGCAAAAUGCAAAGGAACCAAAAGUGUCUCCAGAAAAUCAGAGGGACCUUGGAAAUGGAUUGCCUCUAGAAUUUUUUUCAAAUGAACUGCAAAACAAGUGCCUUGGAGAAGAGCAAAAAAACCAUCAGCAGUCAUUGGAAGCUCAAGAUAAAUGCAAUCUCUGGCUUCUCAAAGACCGUAAUUUAGCAAGAGAGAAAGAGCAAGAGAGGAGGAGGAGAGAAGCAAUGGCGGGUACCAUUGAUAUGACUCUUCAAAGUGACAUUAUGACAAUGUUUGAAAACAAUUUUGAUUGAAACUCAGUUUUUAAAUUAACC